AUGCUAGCGACUGAGAAGACAAAUCUCGUACUAGAGGCUCCAGGGGAAGGGCAAAAAGGCCUCACCGAUGUACCCGUCUUAACUGAAAAUGAGCAGGACGACACGCCUUCUGCGGCUCGAUACAUUCCGAUGAAAUAUCGGAUCAUCGCCUUUUCUCUGGUUAUAUUUUUCAACACAAGCUCGUCAUUCUCCGAGAGUACGCUCAGUCCGCUCAAAUCAACAUUCCGAACAGAACUUGGGGUCACAAAUGCUCAAUAUGGUGCAAUAUCAUCUGCAUCCAGCUUAGUAAACACUAUCCUCCCUGUGCUUGGUGGUCUCGGUAUCGACUACUGGGGCGCAACUUAUGCCUUCAUAAUGGUUGGAGCGAUUGUUUCGGCUGCAGGUGCCAAUACGACCCAUUUUGGAAUGGUAGUUGGCGGUCGAAUUCUGAUGGGUUUCGGUUCAAUGGGUAAGUUCAAACUUCUGUACAUUGCUUAUGAAAGUCAUCGAAUCGGCCCAGCUCAAGCUAUACUCCCACUGGUUUCGUGGCAGCCAUUUGGCGCUGGUCAUAGGCAUAGACCUCGCUUGGAGCCGAGUCCUGUCGGUGAUCAGAUUCCCGCUUUUACUACCGUGGCCAAUUUAAUCGUAUGUAUUUUGUACUGGUAUUUCGAGAGGAGAGUACCUCAAAAAUACCGACCGCCGCUUGGGAAGAACGCGGCCAGAAAGGAAGGUGCUUUGAGAAAGGUCAUCGAAUUCAAUAAUCUCCCCAGACUCAGCAACUUGGCUGAUAUUCAGACUCAAACAAGAGGUACAUCAAAGCUGGCUGCGGGAUAUAAUAGCUCGCUACAGAGUGUUGUUCCAAUCGUGAUGAUCCCUUUGGUCGGGGCUUUCAUUGAUCGGUUUGGCAUGAGAAUGUACUUCAUCUCCUGGACAGCAAUGAUGUAUAUCGUUGUUAUUGGAUUAAUUGGCCUGACUAAAGUACAUCCACUCGGACCUAUAAUUCUCGGCUCGUUCGCUCUCUCUACAUACGCUAUACCAUUCUCCGCAUCCAUUCCGGUCAUGAUCGGCGACGCGCAACUUCUGGGUACCGCCAUUGGUGUGUGGAAAGCGUUCGGAAACGGUGGCAUAAUUGUAUUUGACGUUGCUGCCGGCGCCAUUGUAUAUAUCGUAUAUUCUGUUGGCAGAUGA
Molecule: messenger RNA, 1167 nt
Organism: Kwoniella shivajii
Lineage: Eukaryota; Fungi; Basidiomycota; Tremellomycetes; Tremellales; Cryptococcaceae
Exons: 8
Coding region: 1-1167 (388 amino acids)
Source: RefSeq, a predicted model, not a curated record